This is a messenger RNA of Bombina bombina (fire-bellied toad), 672 nucleotides long. Its product is annotated as recombining binding protein suppressor of hairless. Lineage: Eukaryota; Metazoa; Chordata; Amphibia; Anura; Bombinatoridae. Gene Ontology annotation, molecular function: RNA polymerase II cis-regulatory region sequence-specific DNA binding; DNA-binding transcription activator activity, RNA polymerase II-specific. The record is from RefSeq and is a predicted model, not a curated record. Gene Ontology annotation, cellular component: MAML1-RBP-Jkappa- ICN1 complex; nucleus. Gene Ontology annotation, biological process: Notch signaling pathway; regulation of transcription by RNA polymerase II.
AUGGUCAAUGCCUACAAAGUGAAACAGAUGUUUAAUGUGUAUGCCAUGGGUUCGAAAAUGCUUUGCUACAGGUGUCUUGGGUUUUUUUGUCCUCCCCCCUGUGUGUAUCUUAUGGGUAGUGGCUGGAAGAAAAAGAAAGAACAGAUGGAGAGAGAUGGCUGUACAGAGCAAGACUCUCAGCCCUGUGCAUUUAUUGGAAUCGGUAACAGUGACCAAGACAUGCAACAGCUAAAUUUAGAAGGAAAGAACUAUUGCACUGCCAAAACAUUGUACAUAUCGGACUCAGACAAGAGAAAGCACUUCAUGUUAUCAGUAAAAAUGUUCUAUGGUAAUAGUGAUGAGAUUGGUGUGUUUCUAAGUAAACGGAUCAAGGUCAUCUCUAAGCCAUCAAAAAAGAAACAGUCACUGAAAAAUGCAGACUUAUGUAUUGCAUCAGGGACAAAAGUAGCACUAUUUAAUCGGCUGCGUUCACAGACGGUUAGCACAAGAUAUUUGCACGUUGAAGGUGGCAACUUCCAUGCUAGCUCGCAACAGUGGGGCGCUUUCUUUAUUCAUCUCUUGGAUGAUGAAGAAUCGGAAGGAGAAGAGUUUACAGUGCGUGAUGGCUACAUUCACUAUGGGCAAACGGUGAAACUUGUAUGUUCGGUCACAGGCAUGGCACUCCCAAGGCUG